GGCCCCCCGCCGACACCGGUGAGGGCGGCGGCGGCGGGGGGGGCUUCGCGACCGGGGCCGCGCCCGCCGACCCCCGGUCCGAGCGCCGCCGCGCGGCGGGCGGGCAACGGCACCGGGAGAGGGGAGUCCGGCACCGGGAACCGGCAGCAGGGCAUCCCGCACCGGGCACCGGGAACGGGGCAUCCUGAGCCGGGAAACGCGAACGGAGCAUCCUCCACCGGGCGCUGGGAACCGAGAGCAGGUUCUGCACCGGCUCGUUCUGCUCUGGGAACGGGGCACCGGGAACGGGGCAUCCUGCACUGGACACUGGGAAACAGGGCACUGGGAACCCUGUACUGGGCAUCGAGACCUGGCAUCCAGUACCGGGAGCUGGGCGCACGGCAGAAGGUGCCGGGUCUGGAUGCCCAGGGCAGGAUUCCCAGUGCCCAGUUCCUGGUGCAGGUUGUCCUGGCAUGUCCUAGGUUGUUCCCUGGCACUGGGAACUGGACACCUGGAAUGAAGCAUCCUGUACUAGCACCUGGCACUGGGAACAGGGCAGCCGGACCUGGCACCCUGCACUGGGAAACUGGUACUGGGAAUGGGCACCCUGCACUGGGAAUCAGACACUGGGAAUGGGGCACCCUGCACUGGGAAACUGGCACAGGGAAUGGGCACCCUGCAAUGGGAAUCAGAUCUGGGAAUGGCCACCUUGCACUGGGAUCCUGGUAUUGGGAAUGGGCAACCUGAGCUGGGAUCCUGGCAUUGGGAAUGGGCACCCUGUGCUGGGAAUCAGACACUGGGAAUGGGGCACCCUGCACUGGGAACUGGCACUGGGAAUGGGCACCCUGCACUGGGAUCCUGGCACUGGGAAUGGGCACCCUGUGCUGGGAAACUGGCACUGGGAAUGGGCACCCUGCACUGGGAAUCAGACAUUGGCAAUGGGGCACCCUGCACUGGGCACCUGGAAUCUGGCACUGGGCAUCCACACCUGACAGCCAGCACUGGGAACUGGGCACCCAGCACUGGUGAGCACGCACUGGGAAUGUGGCAUCCUGCUCCAGAACAUGCAGAAACAGGAAUGGGGCACCCAGCCCUGGGCACCAGACCAAGGGAGUGGGAUAUCCUGCAAUGGUACCGGGCACAGGAACUGGGCACUGGGAACCUUACCCUGGACAUCCAAACCUGGCACCCAGCACUGAGCACUGGAAACUGGGAAUGGGCACUUCCUGCAUUGGGAAUGUGGCAUCCAGCACCGGGCAUCUGGCACCUGGAAUCGGGACUGGGGGAUCGGGGUCAGAGCUGGAGGAGAAUGGCAAGAGUGGCAGCAAGAAACUGGACACCAUGACCCUGAUUAAGGAAGACAUGGACAUCUUCGGGCACUGCCCCGCGCACGACGAGUUCUACCUGGUGGUGUGCAACCACUGCAGCCAGGUGGUGAAGCCCCAGGCCUUCCAGAAGCACUGUGAACGCCGGCACGGCCCGCUCAGCAAGCUCUAUGCCCGUGCCACCACGUGCCACGUCGCCGUGAACGGGCAGCCGGUGCCUGGCAGGACCCCCGGAGCAGCCAAAGCCCUGCAGGAGAAGCUCCCUGGUGCCCGUGGGAGAGCCCAGCCCCUCCCUGAGCACACGGACAAGGACAACAACCUCUGCUUGUUUGUGCCCGUGGUGAACCUGGAGAAGAUUCCCAGCAUUCCCAAACCGGACGGGCACGGGAUCAAGGUGCCCCCCAAAGCCGUCCCCACCAACUCCAAGGAAUCCCUGGGGAAACCCGCGGCUGCCGUGGUGCCCAAAGAGCCCCCGGUGCCCGCCGGGGUCGGGGGGGAUUCGGCCAUGCCGGAGAGCGUCCCUGCUCCGGGGGACAAGGAUGUGGGGGCCCCCAAAGCGCCCCCCAGGUCCCACAGGAAGCUGGCGCGUAAGGAGUGUGACCUGAACCGGCAGUGUGGGGUGCGGAACCCCGACACCAACAAGCUCUGCACCCGCCUGCUGACCUGCAAGAUCCACUCGGUGCACCAGCGCCGGGAGGUGCAGGGCCGGGCCAAGGAUUUCGAUGUGCUGGUGGCCGAGCUCAAGGCCAGCACCCGCCGAGGGGACCCCCCGAAAGACAGGAGCCCCCCUGAGAAGGACCCACUGCACCCUGCCCUGCAGGACACCCCCUCACUGCUGCAGCCCCCCAAUACCCCUCCCUGCCGAGCCAGGCUGUCCCACUGCUUGCACCCCCCCAGGGCCCGCCUUUCCUCUGCCAGUGACCCUGAGGAUGCUCCUGCCACCUCUGGGGAGGGGAACACAGGAGGCCUCCCUCUCCCCCUGCCCAAGGGGGGCAGCCGCGUGUCCAGCGAGGAGAGCGAGGAGGAGGGGGGCGAGGAGCCCCCCCGGACCCCAGUGCGCCCACCACGGCCUCAGGCGUUCUGCACCUUCGGGAGCCGCCUGGUGACCCCGGGCUGUUACGUGUUCGACCGACGGCUGGACCGGUUCUGCGCCGCGCUGGGCUCCAUGCUGGAGCAGCACCUCAGCGCACACAGGUGGAGGAAGAUCCCUCCAGCCGUCGUCCCCGCUCUUCACCUCCCCGCAGCGCCCCCCAGCCCCGCUGCCCCCCUUUACGGCCCUGCAGCCCCUUCCCCGCCCCUCCGGACCCUCUCGGCGGCGGGGGGCUGCCGGGUCCCCACCAGCCUCACCUACACCGUGGGGUCGCCCCCGGCGGCGGCCGCCUGCAGCCAGCCCGAGUGCGGGGGAGGGGGCACGCAGUCCAUCACCUCCCCCCUCCCCGCCAACACCCCCUCGCCCUCCUUCAGCAAACUGCCCCCCAGCAAGGCCAGCAAAUCCCCCCGGGCACGGGAGGCGUCCGGCGGGACGGACGCGGAGCCCCGGCCCUGGCAGCCCCCCGCCACGGCCGGCAGCCCCCCCUACAAACGGACCUGUUUGGGGGACAGCGUCAAGGGCAAAAAUCAGGGCUUGGCUCCCCCCGGCAAGACGAAACUCACCCCCCCGGCCUCGCCCUCCAUCGCCAUCCUCAACGGGACCCCGCGGGUGCGCCGGCCGCCCCCCGGCCAGCCCUGCCGUGCCCCCCCCGCUGCCCUGGACCCCCAAACGCCGCCGCUGCACGGGCUGGGGCUGGGGGCCCCCCCCCGGGGGCUCUCCGAGGAUGAGGUGAAGAAGCGCAAGAACGCGGCCACCUACUGCCGAGCCCUGAAGGCCAAAGCGCCCCCCCUGCCCGGGCCCCCCGCGCCCCCCGGCUCCGGCAGCUCCGGCUCGGGGGGCUCCGUCCGCAGGAAGAAGCCGGGGACGCCCCUGGGCUUCGAGGAGAAGAGGAGCGCCCUGAAGUCCAAAGCCCAUUAACAGAGGGGUCACCGGGGGCCCUGCUGUGUCCUCCCCACCGGGAAACGCCAGAAAACCGAUGAAGAGGGAAAAAAAAAAUCCCAAGGAAACACGAAGGAAAAAUCCCAAACUUCCAGAAAAUACCUCAAAACUCUCAGUUCUGUUCUCUUGCUGCUAAACCAGCCCCCGGAGGGGGGGGGCGGCUCUGGGGACCCCCCCGGACCUCCCGGGGCCCCGUCGGCCGCGGAUAUUUAUA
Messenger RNA from Pyrgilauda ruficollis (rufous-necked snowfinch), 3547 nucleotides. It is a transcript of the gene ATXN7L2, whose product is annotated as ataxin 7 like 2. The record is from RefSeq and is a predicted model, not a curated record. Lineage: Eukaryota; Metazoa; Chordata; Aves; Passeriformes; Passeridae. The coding region runs from base 1108 to 3312 and encodes 734 amino acids. The transcript has 11 exons.